Messenger RNA from Leptinotarsa decemlineata (Colorado potato beetle), 934 nucleotides. RefSeq names its product NADH dehydrogenase (ubiquinone) SGDH subunit (gene ND-SGDH). The record is from RefSeq and is a predicted model, not a curated record. NCBI's taxonomy places the organism in Eukaryota, Metazoa, Arthropoda, Insecta, Coleoptera, Chrysomelidae. Gene Ontology annotation, cellular component: respiratory chain complex I.
GGGAUUUUGAUAAUUUUCUAUUGGCAAUGCUGUUGGUCGGAUGGAUUGAGCGAUUGUCAAAAAUAUUUGGUUAAAGGAGAAAAAUAAUUCAUAUUUUUAUUUCAGUAGUUCAUUAAUAAAAUUUUCCUAAAAUGUCUAUUUUAAGCACAUUAAGAUCAUUGUUUCGAAUGCCAACAGCUACAAUACAAAAACAAGUGUCCAAAAGAUGCAUGUCAGAACACAGAACAUUUCCUAUGGUACCCUCGAGAUGGCAAUGGAACAAAUUCAAAGACAGUCUUCACUAUUAUUUUCUAUUAGGAAUUAUACCUUGUGGUUUGGCUGUUACAUAUGCUAAUGUAUUUAUUGGACCUGCUACCCUGACAGAAAUUCCUGAAGAUUAUGUACCAAAAUACUGGGAAUAUUACAGAAGUCCAGUGACUAGAUUCAUUGCUAGAUAUAUAAUGACUGAUCCCCAGCAAGAUUAUGAAAAAUAUUUGUGUUUUAUGUUUAUGGAAGAAGAACGGAGACAACUCAGGAAAAUAGAGAGGGAUAUAAAACAGAAGUUAGCUGAGAGAAAUGACUAUCAAGCUUAUUAUUACAGGCCAAUCACAGCAAAUUAUCACAAAAUUACUAAAGAAGCUGCUGAUUAUUUGGAAACAAUUCGUAGAGAGGGAUAUAAAACAGAAGUUAGCUGAGAGAAAUGACUAUCAAGCUUACUAUUACAGACCAAUCACAGCAAAUUAUCACAAAAUUACUAAAGAAGCUGCUGAUUAUUUGGAAACAAUUCGUGGCGAGUAAUAGAUUUUCAUGAAUAUAAGUAGUAAAACAAAACUUUAUUUUCUGUAACUAGUGACAACUUAUGAAAUAUUUGUCUGACUCUGUGUUUUAUUCUGAGUUCCUGUAAACUAACUGAAAAAUUCAAUAUAUUUCUUUGGCUAGUUUUCUGGCGAUAAUA